AUGCUAUUUUUACUUUUUUCUGGGAGAGUUCGUUGUUCAACUGGACUAUGUCAGUUCUCGCGAAAACCGGACUGCGGUUGGGCCCCCGGAUCCCCAGACGGUGCCCGUACUCGGACCGCCGCUCGGCGUCGGGCGGACGGUUUCAUAAUACGCCGUGCCCGGAGGCUGUUCGCGAGCUUUACAUUCCGCGACAACUGCGGGGUUGCCAGAUUUCUCGCCCUACAGGCUGUUAGCUGUCCGCAGACCGCCUGCCUGGCAAGCGCGCAAGAUAUUCGUGAAUACAUUUCAUUAAGGAAACCGCAGAGACAUUCAACAGGUUUUUUAAUAACCGAACAGAGGUCAUGUGUCAUCACAAAGGGGAAAUCAAAAAGUUCUAAAAAACUAGGUGCAACAGGAACAACCGCAGCACAGCCUUGUAAGCUUUACAGCCUUUUAAGGGUCAAAUUUCAACAGCGCAAAUAUUAAUUGCAUUUUUAUAAAAAUAAGAUUUAAAGCGUUUUUUUCCGUAGAACCCUGAUCCUGUUAAUGCUAAUGCCUAGCUUUACUUAUAACUCAAAAAAUGAAUUUAUG
This is a messenger RNA of Acanthoscelides obtectus, 570 nucleotides long. The record is from the annotation of a GenBank genome assembly. Lineage: Eukaryota; Metazoa; Arthropoda; Insecta; Coleoptera; Chrysomelidae.